CGGUUAGUGUCGGCACUUGGACUACUAUUCCCAGGGUACACCGAGCGGGGUCAAAGAGGAAAUCGAAGAUGGCGGCCGAUGUGGAGCAUGAGGAAGCGGCUAAAGAAACCGUGAAAACCUUCAAAGAAUUGGGAGUGACAGAUGUGCUGUGUGAGGCCUGUGAUCAACUGGGAUGGAAGACACCAACAAAGAUACAAGUGGAGGCAAUUCCAGUUGCACUCCAAGGUCGAGAUGUCAUUGGUUUGGCAGAGACAGGAUCUGGAAAAACGGGGGCUUUUGCUUUGCCCAUCCUUCAAGCACUGCUAGAGACCCCUCAACGUUUCUUUGCUUUGGUACUUACACCCACCCGGGAACUUGCCUUUCAGAUCUCGGAACAGUUUGAGGCCCUUGGAUCUUCCAUUGGUGUCCAGAGCACUGUAAUUGUUGGAGGAAUUGACAUGAUGGCUCAGUCUCUGGCCCUAGCCAAGAAGCCACAUAUAAUAAUUGCUACCCCUGGUCGUCUGAUUGAUCAUCUUGAGAACACCAAAGGCUUUAAUUUGAGAGCUCUGAAGUACCUUGUUAUGGAUGAAGCAGACCGGAUCCUCAACAUGGACUUUGAGACAGAGGUAGACAAGAUCCUGAAAGUGAUUCCCAGAGACAGGAAGACAUUUCUCUUUUCUGCUACAAUGACUAAAAAGGUGCAAAAACUCCAGCGUGCAGCACUUAAGGAUCCUGUUAAAUGCGCAGUUUCAACUAAGUACCAGACUGUUGAAAAACUGCAGCAAUAUUAUAUUUUCAUCCCUUCCAAGUUUAAGGACAGUUACCUGGUCUAUAUUCUGAAUGAACUUGCUGGGAAUUCUUUCAUGAUAUUCUGCAGCACUUGCAACAAUACUCAGAGGACUGCCCUCUUGCUUCGGAAUCUGGGCUUCACUGCUAUCCCCCUCCACGGACAGAUGAGUCAGAGUAAACGAUUAGGAUCCUUGAAUAAGUUUAAGGCCAAAGCACGAUCUAUUCUGUUGGCUACGGAUGUUGCUAGUAGAGGUCUUGACAUCCCGCAUGUCGAUGUAGUGAUAAACUUUGACAUUCCUACCCAUUCCAAGGAUUACAUUCAUCGUGUAGGAAGAACUGCUCGUGCUGGGCGCUCUGGAAAAUCAGUCACCUUUGUCACACAGUAUGAUGUAGAGCUCUUCCAGCGCAUUGAACACCUGAUUGGCAAGAAGCUGCCUGCUUUCCCCACUCAGGAGGAUGAGGUCAUGAUGCUGACAGAGCGGGUGGCAGAAGCACAAAGAUUUGCUCGGAUGGAACUGCAGCAGCAAGGACACAAGAAGAAACGCUCUCGAGAUGAGGCAGAUGAUGGUGAUGACACUGAGGGAACAAUGGGCGUCAGGAACAAAGUGGCUGGUGGGAAAAAGAAGAAGUGGAAAGCGUGACAUUUCUUCGUGCUGUUUGGUUCCUCAGAUUCUGGGAAGCUCUGGUCCAGCGCCAUUAUCAGAGUGGCUCUCCAUCACAAGAACUCUUCUGCUUGACUAGUCACUUUGCUAGUGGGACACAAUCCAGCAGCCUGGAUAUAAUGCUGAUUUAUUUUAUGAAAGAAGCAUGGGAAACAUGCCUCAGUGUAGUGGACUGCUUAUUACUUCUUCUAGGGUGUGUGUUUUUUUUGUCCACCACUAGGGAGCAGAAGAGAACGUUUGAUUAUCUGCUUCUGGGCAGUGAAUCUUUUCAGUCAAUAAUCACCAAGUUAUGGAGAGAGACUUCCGCAUCCCAUAAUUUAAAAAAUGACAGCAGCAGGGCGGAGGAGAUAGCCCAUUAUGUUGGUUCCAAGAUAUGCAGACAAAGAAGAUGAAACUCUGAAAUGAGUUUCUUGCCUUGGAAGCAAGAAUAAUAAUAAAAAUAUAUGCAUAUUUAAACCAAAGCUAGACUGGUUGCCAUUCCAUGUCUACAUGAUAUAGUGGCAGUGCUGUGCUUUUCCUUCUUGUUUCAAGACUUUGCACUGAUCAGAUUGGUGGUAGUACUCAUCAGUGCCUGAUGCGUUUAUGGUCUAUGCCUCCUUUACCUGAAAAAGAAGUCCUUCCACAAGACAGCAGAUACUCAUGCAUGUUGUCUUUCUCCCUCCUUACUGUAGUUUGGCCCAAGAACAACACUAAGAGGCAGUGUGUGUUCAGGCAAGAUGUCUGACAGACUGCAUGGAGAACAGCUGGUUGAUCGCAGCUUUCCUCCCUCUGUGCUGCUCUGUUUAACAGAAUGAGAGCACUUUAAUAAAACUGGGAGGGCUUUUGACGUGUGUCCUCUUGCUGAAAGACCUUGGGUUCUGUUUCUGUUGCAGCUCGCUGGCUGUAUGUGAACAGUGAAGGUUAAGGUGAUUUCACUAUAAACAGGCCACCCACUCAUAUAACUGAAUGAUUAUCUGGUGACUACAGUGUUUCUAUACUGAGUACAUAGAGCUGUGACAGCAAAACUGUGUCCUACCUGGUACUGAUGCAUGUUUAAUUUUCUGUCUGGUUUUUCAAUCACAAAUGAGAACAAGCCUAACAAUGCAGGACCUACUUCUUAACUUCAGUUAAGUCUGUUUUGAUGGGGAGUGGGGUGCUGUAUAGCAUGGACCUUUGUAUACCAAGUGCCCCCAUGAAGCAGCAGCACUUGCCAAGUUUUGCAUAGGGAUAGAGAUGUACAUUUCUGGAAAUUUUAAAGCUUGUGUGGGGGGAGGAAAUUCUGGGUUUGGUCUAGAAAAACAACAGAUUUUGGGGAAAAAUGUAGUAUGUGUAAUACAUAUUGUCCUACCAAAUCUAAUGUUACUGAUUUAACAACAUAAAAUGUAUCAUUUAUGAUGUACUGACAUCAUUUAUAAUGUUAUUUAACAUAUUUAUAAAUGCCUCAGUUUCCUAUA
This is a messenger RNA of Heteronotia binoei (common prickly gecko), 2863 nucleotides long. It is a transcript of the gene DDX47, whose product is annotated as DEAD-box helicase 47. Lineage: Eukaryota; Metazoa; Chordata; Lepidosauria; Squamata; Gekkonidae. Bases 69 to 1409 code for a protein of 446 amino acids. Gene Ontology annotation, molecular function: nucleic acid binding; RNA helicase activity; ATP binding. The transcript has 12 exons. The record is from RefSeq and is a predicted model, not a curated record.